AUGGCGCGUUUUGGGAAAAAUUUGGUAUUCCUUGCAUACUUUAAAAAUAAAGAACAGUUGGAUGCAGCUAGGGCUUUGGACAAAGGUGCAGAUGACACUUGGAUUAUUCAUGGUAAGGGUUUGGGCAAUCUAUCAGAAGAAGUCUCAAAGAGGGACUCAUGUUAUGAUUUGGUCAGCACUACGCCGAAGGAUAAUGGAAAAGGGAAAUUUGCAAUUAAAGAAAAACAAGCAGAAAGUGGUAGAUGUGGUUUUGGAUUGAGAGCUGAAAUAAAUAAAGAGUUGUCCCAAGACGAAAAAGAAGACGCGAGUUGGAUAGAAAAAUGUAGAAAUGGAUAUGCCGCGCUAGUAACGGAAUUAAAAGAAGGAAAAAAGAAGAUAGAUAAAGAAAGAGCAAAACGAGACGCCUUACAAAAAAAAGUGGAUGAGAGACAGAUACUUUUGGAUGAAAUUAAAAUUAAAAAAGAGCCAGAAGUGGAAACCAACAAAAGUACAAAACAGGUGUCGCCGAUAGAAUUGCACGAGUAUGAGUCGAUAAAUGAAUCAUGUAGUAGUAGGCUGGUUAAUAAGACUCAUACUAAGGAAGAGUUAGCUGAGUGGGCGAAGUUUUACAAAAAUCAGUACCAGGAAAUAAUAAAAGACGCGCAACGAAAACGCUCAUUGGCGAAACAAGGUGAUCGGGUAAAGGAGGAAGAAGGUAUAGAUAGUGAUAGUGAUGAAGAUAAAGAAGGAGAAGUGGUGGUAAGUACGGAAUCAAGCAACAAAAGAGGAGGGAAACCCGGUAGUCGAGGAAAAGGUAGAGGAGGUAGACGUAGAUUAGUUUAAAAAAAGUAGUUUCUUUUAUAUAGACAUUUCAUAGUGUAAAUAGUGUAAAUAGACAAUAUGGAUAAAUAGUUUUUCGUAGUUGUGUAGUAUUUAGAGG
Messenger RNA from Rhizophagus irregularis DAOM 181602=DAOM 197198, 919 nucleotides. RefSeq lists its product as uncharacterized. NCBI's taxonomy places the organism in Eukaryota, Fungi, Glomeromycota, Glomeromycetes, Glomerales, Glomeraceae. The record is from RefSeq and is a predicted model, not a curated record.